AUGAAAUCUUUUCUGCUCCUUGUGAUCUACUUAUUAUGGCUGAGGGGACAACAAGGUGCACCCACCAAGGAGGAAGACACAAAUGUGGAAAACCUGAAAGUUUUAUCGGAAGUUGGAGAGAAAUAUGUAGAUGAAGAAGUAAAGAAAGCUCUGAUUGGCAUUAAGCAGAUGAAAAUUUUGAUGGAAAGAAAUGAAGCUAAACACAUGGAUCUGAUGAAAACCUUAAAGAAAAGCAGUGAAGAAAAAGAGGAAGCUCUGAGACUUAUGAGUGAAGUGAAAGAGAGACUGGAAGAAGAAGAAACAACAUGUCAGGAGUCUCUGCAGCAUAUAUGGGAUGAAUGCAAAUCUUGUCUAGAAAGUAAUUGUAUGAGAUUUUAUACAACUUGUCGACGUGGUCUAUCUUCAUUUACAAGUAAAAUUCAAGAUUUUUUUAGAAAGAUGACCCCAGUAUCUAUUUCUAUGUAUGAAACUGAGGGGAAAGAAUUUCAGUUUAAUCAGAAGCCUGAAAAAGAAGAUGUCCAACUAGUACAAAUGGAAAAUUUGUUUAACCAACUGUUGUCUGAUGUGGGUACAUUGUUUGAAAAAAGCUUUAUGUUUUUCAAACAGAUGCAAAAAGAAUUUGAUCAGUCUUUUCAAAUGUAUUUUAUGUCUAAUCCAGACAUAACAGACCCCUAUUUUUUACCAACGUUCACUGAGGAUUUUAUGAGAAAUAGUGGCUUCCCGAAAGAAUGGGGGGUCCAAGAUCUCCUUCAGCUUGUGUUUGAUUUCAGCAAAACCGUCAUAGAAGGUGUCAGUGAAAUGCUUACCGAGACCUUUGAAGGAUACACAGAGAAUGAAAGAGAGAUGGCCGAACAAAUUAAGGAUUCUGACAAAAGUGGAAUGUUCUCUAAGAUCAUACCAGGUCAUGAGAGAGCUCCAUGUAAUAAACUGCGCCAGAAUUCAUCAGGUUGCUCUCAGUUUCAUGAGAGAUGCCAGAAAUGUCAGGACACUCUGAUGCAAGUCUGCCCCAGUGUCCCUGAGCUACAUGUAAAGUUUGAUGACACCUUUAAGCUGGUUAACAUCUCAGCUGAACAGUAUCAACAGAUUCUCCAGAUGGUCCAACGUCACACAGAAGAUACAUCCUAUUUGCUGAAUAAAAUGAAAGAAAGGUUUGGAUGGGUGUCUGAACUAUCCAACAGAACCAUUGGACCAGAAAAUAUUUUCAAUAUAGUAAAGGUGGCUUCUGAUGCCAAGGCAGGUGAAGCUUCUGGUCUGAAUGAAACUGUAGUAGAUGUUAAUAUUUUGACUUCACCUACUUUCACAAUUAAAGUUCCACAAGAAUUAGACACAAGGAGCACUGAAUUCAUUGAAUAUGUAGCUGAGAAAGCUUUACAGCUUUACAAGAAGAAUUUCUAGGCAGAAAGAUCUGAAAAUCUACUUUUAAAUCUGGCAUAUUCUCUUUUAAUGAAGUACACCAAAGUUCAAUC
Messenger RNA from Eublepharis macularius, 1466 nucleotides. RefSeq names its product clusterin like 1 (gene CLUL1). The coding region runs from base 1 to 1395 and encodes 464 amino acids. Lineage: Eukaryota; Metazoa; Chordata; Lepidosauria; Squamata; Eublepharidae. The transcript has 8 exons. The record is from RefSeq and is a predicted model, not a curated record.